AUGAACAUUACAAAAAUAGAUGAAUUUGUCCUCUUGGGUUUAAGCAAUCAUCCUGAACUUCAGGUGCUGCUCUUCAUUGUGUUUCUAUUGGUUUAUAUCAUAAUAAUUGUAGGGAACAUGUUCAUUUUCAUCAUGAGCAUGGUGGACCCGUUGCUUCACACACCAAUGUAUUUCUUUCUCAAGGUCUUGGCCUUCCUGGAUAUCUGCUACUCUUCAGUUACCCUCCCCAAAAUGCUUUUUAAUUUCCUGUCUGAAAACAAGAGAAUUUCCUACACUGGCUGUGCUGCCCAAAUGUUCUUCUUACUUUUCCUAGGGGCUUCCGAAUGUUUCCUCUUGGCAGUCAUGGCCUAUGACCGUUAUGUGGCUAUCUGCAAACCACUCAGGUACAUGGCUAUCAUGAACAAGAAAGUUUGCCUUUCACUGACAGUUCUGUCAUGGCUCAUUGGUAAUGUGGUGUCUCUACUUCAGACAACUUGGGUGUUCACCUUGCCAUUCUGUGGAUCAAACCAAAUCAAUUAUUUUUUCUGUGAUAUUCCACCAUUAAUUAAGCUUUCUUGCAUUGAUACCUCUUCCUAUGAGAUGCAACUCUUUACAGCUACUGUCCUUGUUAUUUUCACCCCCUUUUCCUUCAUCAUUGUGUCCUACUGCCUGAUUAUUUCCAACAUCCUAAAGAUGACAUCAGUCACAGGCUGCCAAAAAGCCUUCUCCACCUGUUCUUCACAUCUCAUCGUGGUGACUUUGUAUUAUGGGAGUGGAAGCUUGAUUUAUCUAAGUCCAAAGUCCAUUAAUUCACAGGACAGCAACAAAGUGUUGGCUUUGAUGUACACUGCAAUCACACCCAUGUUGAACCCCAUUAUCUACAGCCUAAGGAACAAGGAUGUCCAUGGGGCAAUUAAGAGGAUGGCAAGCAACACAAAGCAGAACAGAAUAAUCUUUUUCCACAGGAGUUAG
Molecule: messenger RNA, 951 nt
Organism: Hemicordylus capensis (graceful crag lizard)
Lineage: Eukaryota; Metazoa; Chordata; Lepidosauria; Squamata; Cordylidae
Product: olfactory receptor 10A7-like
Exons: 1
Coding region: 1-951 (316 amino acids)
Biological process (GO): G protein-coupled receptor signaling pathway
Cellular component (GO): membrane
Molecular function (GO): G protein-coupled receptor activity; olfactory receptor activity
Source: RefSeq, a predicted model, not a curated record